AGCUGUGAGAACAGAAGGGCUGAGAUGCUCGUGAAGAGAUUAAACGUCUGCUAGAACGCAGGGGUCUGAAACAGAGAGAUAGUAAUAGGGACAGAGGGAGCGAGAUUGGGAAAAGAGAGGGAAAGGAACAGAACUAAAGCUGAAGGUAACAGAGAACCCAGGCUCUUGGGAUGCUUCAACUUUACUGCAGAUAUUUUUAUUUUUACUGUAAAGCCAACACUUAAAGUCAGAGGCCUGAGGCCCUUUCAGCCCUGGAACCAGUUUGGAUUUGUGUUUCAGCCCUCAGUUGGCAGAUCGCCAUUAUUGCCGUCAAGUGAGAAGCUGAAUAGCCUCAACCUAGUCUGUCCAUAUAAAGACUUUCUGUUUGUUGUGGGAAGCUACCAUAUUGGUGCCAACUGGUAACCGUCAUUUGAAAGACUCAAUCUCCAACUUGAGCUGGGAAUUUUCUGAAUCAUUAAAUGUCUGAAGAGACGCAAGAAACCCUUGGCUAAAGAGUUCUUUUGAGGAGAAAUGAUGAUCCUGUUGGUUAAGUAACGUGUACACAACAUUUGAUAAAUUCUCUUGAGAGGAUUUGUGGUGGCUAUUCAGUCACAGCUGGGAGUAAAACCAUCAACAAAGAGCAAAAAAAAACAGCGAAGCUCAUCCAGUUUUGGAGCUAUGCCCUUUCCAUCUCCUCCCUUCUUGCCUUACUUUUCUCAUCGAUCCGUUUUUUUCCUGGGACUGCUUGUUGUGGUUCUUCGGGGGCCCUCGGAGGUCAGUUGCCAGAAUGACACUGAACCAAUCGUUUUGGAGGGAAAGUGUCUGGUGGUCUGUGACUCCACCCCCUCGGCUGAGCCAUCGGGUAAUGCUCUGGGAAUGUCGGUGAGGUCAGGAACUGGUCGCGUGGCGUUUUCAGCCAUCCGAAACACCAACCAUGAGCCCUCGGAGAUGAGCAACCGAACCAUGACCAUCUACUUUGACCAGAUUCUAGUAAACGUUGGCAGCCACUUUGAUCCUGCGAGGAGUAUCUUUGUGGCCCCCAGAAAAGGAGUCUACAGUUUCAGCUUUCAUGUUGUCAAAGUUUACAACCGGCAGACAAUACAAGUGAGUUUGGUCCUGAACGGCUGGCCGGUGAUAUCAGCUUUCGCAGGUGAUCAGGACGUGACCAGGGAAGCUGCCACCAAUGCUGGACUGGUGAUAAUGGAGAGAGGGGACAAGGCUUACCUCAAACUGGAGAGAGGGAACCUGAUGGGAGGGUGGAAGUAUUCCACCUUCUCUGGGUUUCUGGUGUUUCCUUUGUAGAUCUGCUUGCGGUAGGAUGAAGAACCUGUUCUUGUUGUUGCACAGGGGAAGUAAGGGAGGGCCAGCUUUGAAAACAGAUUGUAUAAAGAAAGAAAGGAAAUUGGAAAGAUCAUUGAACACAAGCUGAACACUAUGCUGAAGUUGGAAGUGACAGCAAACUGGUUUGAUGCAAUGACUCAUAUCAAAUUGACUUUGCACCAAAUAAUUCUGAAUGUAGUCUACAUUUAUGUUAUUCUACUUUGUCUAAGUCUUGUCUAACUACUGUAUGUGUUGUAUAUGCUUGCUAACAACCAGGUUUCAACCUGUCAGAGGAUUGUAAUUUUGAUUUAAGCCCGGCGUACACUGUAUGAUUAUAUACUAUUUUUGGGGGAAUGUCAGCUCACACUGUACAACUGAAUCAUUUGCAACACACAAACCAAAGCUCACAAUUUACUGUAUGUGCACAGACUGUAUGAGUUAAAUCAGGAUGGAGCAUUCACAGUUGUCAAUAGAUAUAUGUGUAUUUUUGUCUCGUAUGCACGGCUCAAAUUCAAACACCGGCAAAAACUUACUCACUCACUCUCUCUAUCACACUCAGCGUGAACGAUAAACACAAGCUGACUAGCAGCUACAUCAUAACAAAUGUUCCCUGUCAGAUGGAGGCCUGCAGAUAUUUCCUGCCGAUGUUUCUUUCAUGAUUUGAGGGGGAGACAGAAACAACCAUGCCUGCUGAUUUUCGGACGCAAUUGUCUGUCAAUUUGUGUAGGCAGUUUCUUGGUUUUAAUAACAGUUCAUAGCUCCAGUACAGGGGUGUGCACAAAUCAUUUGGGAGGAGGGGGCCCAGGAGAAAGUUGUGGACACCCACAGUUGAGGAAUCGGCUUGUGGCUCUGCGCGAUUUUUUAUGUGCCAAACAUGCCAGAAAAUCAUCAGUCCGGUUGGGAGCAGCUGAUUGGGCUGGGAGGGGCCAUCGUGCAGUCGUCCGACUCAAAAUACGGGUUUAAAUUUGCCAGAAAUUGUACAGUGAACGCCGCCUUUACUGCAUGGAAUACAGAGCUACAAUUGUUGAAUCAAUAAAGAAAAUCAUGGUGUC
Labrus mixtus (cuckoo wrasse) is the source of this 2351-nucleotide messenger RNA. Its product is annotated as cerebellin-1. The coding region runs from base 658 to 1281 and encodes 207 amino acids. Gene Ontology annotation, molecular function: protein binding. The record is from RefSeq and is a predicted model, not a curated record. Gene Ontology annotation, cellular component: glutamatergic synapse; synaptic cleft. NCBI's taxonomy places the organism in Eukaryota, Metazoa, Chordata, Actinopteri, Labriformes, Labridae. The transcript is spliced from 4 exons.